AUGAUAGAGGACACCCUUCGCAUGUCGAUCUUCUACACUUACGUGAAGAUCAACGGCCAAGUAUGCAAGCUGAUCAUCGAUAGUGGUAGUUGCAUCAAUGCCGUAUGUGACGUGAUGGUCCAGAGACUUGGAUUGGUGACCACUAGCCAUCCAUCCACGUUUGAUGUGUCUUGGAUAGAUGCCACAUCACUUUCAGUGUGACUUUAGUACCAAGUGUCACUUAGGGUGAAUACCUAUGACAACCAUGUCCUUUGCGACGUCCUUUCGAUGAAAAUCAAGAGCAUCAUACUUGAAAGUUCGUGGUUGUACAAUAAUAAUGUCCACCUCUAUGGAAGAGCAAACGCUUACUCUUUCGUGCAUCGCGGUCGAAUGGUUAUUUGGUACCCCUACACCAUCAAGCCUCUGACUAGACAAGUGACUACCACUUGAGUGGGGUUGGUGGUUGUUAGGAGACCAACAUUUCAUAGGGAAAUCACAAGGGAGAUCACUGAUACUCCCACCUUUUUGGCCUUGAUGUCGGGUGUUCCUACUGCUACCACUCCAUCCUCAAACCCACCAAAGCUCGAGGACAUCAUGAUGGAGUAUGGUGACAUAUUCCUCGAGGAGUUGCCUAACAAGUUACCACCGAUACAUCAUAUACAACACACGAUCGAUCUCGUGCCGAGAGCCACAUUCCCCAACAUGCCACAUUACCAUAUGGAGCCCUCCAGAUACAAGGAGCUAUAUCGUCAAGUUCAAGAACUACUGGAAAAGGGUUGUCAAGCUCGUGCACUGUUCCUGCACUUCUAG
This is a messenger RNA of Spirodela intermedia, 789 nucleotides long. The record is from the annotation of a GenBank genome assembly. NCBI's taxonomy places the organism in Eukaryota, Viridiplantae, Streptophyta, Magnoliopsida, Alismatales, Araceae.